Molecule: messenger RNA, 702 nt
Organism: Erigeron canadensis
Lineage: Eukaryota; Viridiplantae; Streptophyta; Magnoliopsida; Asterales; Asteraceae
Product: peptidyl-prolyl cis-trans isomerase Pin1
Exons: 2
Coding region: 176-535 (119 amino acids)
Cellular component (GO): cytosol; nucleus
Molecular function (GO): peptidyl-prolyl cis-trans isomerase activity
Source: RefSeq, a predicted model, not a curated record
UGGUGGGUAAAACCGAUACCGUUUCCUGUUCUCCAAUUAAUACAAAGAAAGCAUCCACUUUUUCAAAGAGAAGUUCAGAUCGCACCACCACCGCCAUCACCAUCAUUAAUUAUCAUUAGUAUUAUUUAUAUAAUAUUAAAGAAAAACUCAACAAUUAACAAGAGUAAGAGGAAGAAUGUCGUCAACAGAUAAAGUGAAGGCAUCACAUAUAUUGAUAAAACAUCAAGGAUCUCGAAGGAAGGCAUCAUGGAAGGAUCCAGAAGGCCGUAUAAUAACAAACACGACAAGAGAAUCUGCUGUUUCUCAGCUUAAAUCACUCCGUGACGACAUCGUUUCAGGCAAAUCUAAGUUUGAAGAUGUCGCUUCUCGUUACUCUGAUUGCAGCUCCGCUAAACGCGGUGGCGAUCUCGGACCAUUCGGAAGGAAUCAGAUGCAGAAACCCUUUGAGGAUGCAACAUAUGCACUUAAGGUCGGAGAAAUAAGUGAUAUUGUUGACACUGACAGUGGAGUUCACAUCAUCAUGAGAACAGGCUAACUGGAUGCUGGAGACGGAUGAUCUGAAUGUUAUCUGGCCCAAUGAGUGCCAUAUUUAUAAUUUCAGUUUUUAUAUCAGAACAAUAAGACCAUGUUUAUCCUUUCUUCUGUUAUUGUGACUUGAGUUCUGGAUUCCAUAUAUUUUGAUAUUUAUUUUUGCGUGAACAA